AUGGGUACUUCAUGCACCAAAGGGCAUCAUAUGAUCACUACACGCAAGGCGAAGAAACAUCACUUAUCACUUGUUGCUCAUAGCAGCAAAGAUACUUUGAGGGAACGAAACAAUAUUAAGGAAGAACUUGAGUCACCUCAUUUGCUUGCAGCAAUGCAGGAGGAAAUCAAUGCUUUACACUCUAACAAGACAUGGAUAUUGGUUCCCAAAUCUCCUGGUAGCAACCCAUCGCAUGUCUCAGAAUUGGUUCGACAACUUGGGAAAAAAUUUGCCAUGAAAGAUCUUGGCCCUUUACACUUCUUUCUUGGAGUUGUGGUUAAGUAUUUUAAUGGGAGUAUACACUUAAGCCAGAGUAAGUAUGUCUCUAAGCUGCUAGACAAUACUGAAAUGACUUUUUCAAAGGUUGUAGCCACUCCUUUGGCUCCAAAACAUGGUCUACAUGAAUCUGUAGGAAGCCUUGUUGAAACAUCCUUUUAUAAAAUGAUAGUAGGGAGCCUUCAAUACUUGAUUCUCACAAGACCAGAUAUUACACAUGUUGUGAAUUUAGCAAGCCAAUUUAUGCAAAAUCCAAACAAUGGACAUCUUCAAGGUGUAAAAAGGAUUUUCAGGUUGUAUGGAUACUCAGAUGCUGAUUGGGGAGGUUGUACCACAACUAGGAGAUCUACUACAGGCUAUAGCAUCUACCUAGGUGCAAACUGUAUUUCUUGGACCUCCAAGAAACAGUCCACAAUUGCUCGCUCAAGUGCUGAAGCCGAGUAUAGAGCACUUGCCUCCACUGCCUCAGAGAUGACAUGGAUCAUGCAUCUACUUCAUGACCUUAUGGUAUUUCUUCGAUCUAUACCUACAUUGUAUUGUGACAACAUGAGUGCUUUGUACAUGAUAGUUAAUCCAGUUAUGCAAGCUAGAACUAAACAUGUUGAAAUGGACUAUCAUUUUGUUCGUGAGAAGGUGGUCAGAGGACAACUUGUUACUCAGUUUGUGAGGUCUAAGGAUCAACUAGAAGAUAUUCAAACAAAAGAACCAAACAUGUUUUUGCUAAGUUUCGUCACAAGCUAG
Solanum pennellii is the source of this 1056-nucleotide messenger RNA. RefSeq lists its product as uncharacterized. The transcript is spliced from 3 exons. Lineage: Eukaryota; Viridiplantae; Streptophyta; Magnoliopsida; Solanales; Solanaceae. The coding region runs from base 1 to 1056 and encodes 351 amino acids. The record is from RefSeq and is a predicted model, not a curated record.